Daldinia childiae is the source of this 1734-nucleotide messenger RNA. Its product is annotated as Vacuolar calcium ion transporter. The transcript is spliced from 3 exons. The record is from RefSeq and is a predicted model, not a curated record. Gene Ontology annotation, molecular function: calcium:proton antiporter activity. Gene Ontology annotation, biological process: intracellular calcium ion homeostasis; calcium ion transmembrane transport. The coding region runs from base 1 to 1734 and encodes 577 amino acids. Lineage: Eukaryota; Fungi; Ascomycota; Sordariomycetes; Xylariales; Hypoxylaceae. Gene Ontology annotation, cellular component: fungal-type vacuole membrane.
AUGAGAAAAAUCAAGGCCAAGGCCCACCGUAUGAGUCGGCGCGAUUCCGGCGGCAGUGCUCGCUUUAACCCGUUUAGACACAUUGCCUAUGGAGCGCCGAAGCGAUCAAGUACGAUAGAUGCAGCUGAGCGAGGAAUAUCAACCGGCGACAGCGAUACAGCGCACCUGGGUCCAUCUACAAGCGCACCAGGUCGUCUUCUGACGCCCGUCAACCAGUCGGCACGGAAUAGUAAGGAGCUAGAAGGUAGCCACGUGGUCGACCAUGCGGAUCAGGGCGACACAUUUGUAUCACAGGCGACCACUGUUGGAAACGACGUUGAUAGCAAUAGUGUGCGACAUCGUGGUGCCCAGGAAAAUACCCCAACCAAGCCCGAAAUUUUUGAAGAGGACGAGAAGCCCAAGAAGACAAACACCGGCGGUUUCUUCAAGCAUGUCGAACCUGCAGAGCCGUUUACCGUCCGGAAUCAAAUCCAGCGCGUAUUUUUUGGUUCCCCGAUCAACAUCCUCGUACUCGCCGCGCCUGCGGGUAUUGCUCUACACUUUCUCAACUUUGACGGUAGAGUUGUAUUCGGUGUCAACUUCGUCGCUAUCGUACCUCUCGCCGCGAUGCUAAGCAAUGCUACUGAAGAGAUUGCGAUGCGAACUGGAGAAGUUCUUGGAGGACUAAUAAAUGCGUCUUUUGGUAACGCUGUUGAGCUGAUCGUGGCCAUCAUCGCCCUCACAAAGAAUCAGAUCAAGGUUGUACAGACGUCUCUAGUCGGAAGUAUUUUAUCCAAUCUACUUCUCGUCCUAGGCUUCUGCUUCUUCUGCGGUGGCAUUAAUCGUCGAGAGCAAUACUUCAAUACCACUGUGGCCCAGACUGCUGCCAGUCUACUGGCUCUGGCCGUAGGAAGUCUCAUCGUACCCACCGUUUUCGCACAUACCGACGAUUUGAACGAGGGUUCUAUCCAGCUAAGCCCCAACGCUGUCCCGAGCUUAUCUCACGGUGUCGCCCUAAUCCUACUAAUCGUAUACGCCUCGUAUCUUUUCUUCCAGAUGAAGACUCACGUAACCUUGUUUAACGAGGAAAGCCAGAAAGUUGCAAGCAAGCCGAUCUUUAAGAAGGCUCUCCCAGAUGGUGCCGUUGCUUCUGGUAUUGCGAGAGCAGGUGCUGGAGCUACCCACGCCGGUGUUCACGACGAGGAGGGCAAGCUUAGCGAGAUAAUGAUGAACCCUCUUGGACACGUGGACGACGAUGAGGAAGAAGGACCUCAGCUUAGUUUUGCUGUCGCUUUUGCUACCCUCAUCGGUGCUACGGUUAUCAUUGCGCUCUGCGCGGAGGGUAUGGUUGGUGGUAUCGAGGCCAUUACUUCUACGGGUGCCGUCAGUGAGGAAUUCGUUGGUCUUAUUCUCCUCCCGAUCGUCGGCAAUGCCUGCGAGCACGCAACUGCCGUUACUGUCGCCAUUAAGGACAAGAUGGAUCUCGCUAUUGGUGUCGCUAUUGGAUCGUCUAUGCAGGUCGCUCUUCUUCUCAUCCCACUCCUUAUUAUCAUCGGUUGGGGUAUGGGUAACCAGGAGAUGACCCUCGCUUUCGAUACAUUCCAGGUCAUUGUUCUUUUCGUUUCCGUCCUCUUAGUCAACUAUUUAAUCGGUGAUGGAAAGAGUCAUUGGCUUGAGGGUCUCAUUUUGAUAUGCCUGUAUGCGAUUAUUGCUACAUGCGCAUGGUUUUACCCUACCAUCCCCGGAAGUGUGUGA